AUGGUGGCUGGUUACUCCAUCGGCGGCGCUUUAAUGUUUUGGGUAGUGAGCCUGCUGGGGGACAUCAUUGGGCGACGCAAGGUCAUCAUGAUAGGGGAUGUAGUAAUGAUUGCAACAGGUAUUAUCCGGGACCCCUAUCACGGUUUACCAGCGAAAUUUAAUACCCUGGCAGCUAUUGGGCAGACUUUCUGCUAUAGUGCGCGUCUUUACGUUAUGACGCGAUUUCUGAUGGGAGUUGGCGGCAUCAUCAUAGUCUGCUUAGGUCCUGUCCUUUUGACGGAACUUGCCCACCCACGACAGAGAGGCUCUCUCGUCGCAACUUACUCCUCAUUCUUUUAUGUAGGCGCAACAGCAUCGGCAUGGUUCACGUACGGCAGCCUUCACCUGAUGAGUGAGUGGAGUUGGCGUCUGCCAGUUAUCAUUCAGAUUAUACCUCCUCUGCUGCAGUUGCCGUUGAUGAUGCUCGUACCUGAGUCUCCACGGUGGCUUGUAGCCAAAGGAGACGCAAUAAGCGCCCGCAAGAUCCUGGCAAAAUAUCAUGCCAAUGGCUUCGAGUCGGAUCAGCUGGUGCAAGCCGAAUAUGACCAGAUUUGCUGCAGCCUCGAGAAUGAGAACCAUCAACAGAAAGCUUCAUGGAUGGCGUUUUUCCAAACCGCUGGAAAUCGAAAACGUCUUUUCAUCGUGGUUGUUACCUCGCUGAUGUCUCAAUGGAGCGGGGGUGGCAUCAUAACCUACUAUUUCGCCGCUGCACUCAAGUCUGUUGGCAUCAGGCAGCCUUUGCAGCAAGCUGGCAUCAACGGUGGGCUCCAAACCUUCAACUUUGUGAUCGCUCUGUUCAGCGCAACUAUUGUUGAUAAGGUAGGACGACGAAUCUUGUUUCUGUUUUCCACAAUUACCAUGCUGCUAGCUAUGGUUGGUCUUACAGUUGCGACGCAGCAAUUUUCUGUCACAUCAAGGAGCGAAGCUGGGUCUGCGGUGGUUGUGAUGUUCUUCAUCUUUCAAUUGGGAUUCGACAGCGGAUAUGCGCCGCUAGGAACAACCUAUCUUGCGGAGAUAUGCCCGUUUUACUUGAGAGCUAAAGCGGUUGCCCUCCACUACUUCAUAACCAUGGCCAGCGCCGCAGCUGGGCAAUACGCCAAUCCUGUGGCAAUGGCAGAUCUGGGAUGGAAGUACUAUCUGGUGUAUGUUUCGAUUCUUCUGGUGGGUCUUGUGGUUGCAUGGGUUUCAUUUCCGGAAACAAAAGGUUACACUGUGGAAGAGAUCACCAAGAUUUUUGAUACCAACUGA
Messenger RNA from Colletotrichum siamense, 1287 nucleotides. Its product is annotated as Lactose permease. Gene Ontology annotation, biological process: transmembrane transport; carbohydrate transport. Gene Ontology annotation, molecular function: carbohydrate:proton symporter activity. The transcript has 3 exons. The coding region runs from base 1 to 1287 and encodes 428 amino acids. The record is from RefSeq and is a predicted model, not a curated record. NCBI's taxonomy places the organism in Eukaryota, Fungi, Ascomycota, Sordariomycetes, Glomerellales, Glomerellaceae. Gene Ontology annotation, cellular component: membrane.